This is a messenger RNA of Chenopodium quinoa (quinoa), 2211 nucleotides long. RefSeq names its product protein JINGUBANG-like. The record is from RefSeq and is a predicted model, not a curated record. Gene Ontology annotation, molecular function: protein binding. The coding region runs from base 356 to 1684 and encodes 442 amino acids. NCBI's taxonomy places the organism in Eukaryota, Viridiplantae, Streptophyta, Magnoliopsida, Caryophyllales, Amaranthaceae. The transcript has a single exon.
CCCACCCAUAUUUUACGGGGAUUAUUUUUAUAACUUAAUUAAUUUAACUAAUUAUAAAAUCUAUACGUGUCAACAACUAAAUGAAUAUUUGAUAUUUUCUAUAUUUAAUCCAAUUCUCUCUCCCGCCUUUUCUCCCUUUAUCAUCCUAACUACUUCUUAACCACCUUCUCUGUCUUUCAACAACCAUCUCUUUCUCCUCUCUUUUCUCUUUAAAAAUAACUAUACUAAUUUAUUUCUCCAUUAUUUUUAUUUUUAUUGUUUUCAUUUAUUUAUUUAUUUGAUGGUUGAUUUAUAAUUUGGUUUUUUUUUCUUGGGAGAGGAAAAAGGGAGAUAAUAUCACAAAAAACAGAAUAGCAUGUAUCACCAUUCUCCCAACAUGGUGGUGCAUUCUGAUCCAAACAUUUCGAGGAUGAGCGCGGACGGGAGCGAGUGUAUGGCUCGACAAAGCAGCUUUUCGACGAUGGGAGGGAACUCGUUCAUCGACGAAGCACCAAGGAUGAGCGCGGAGAUGUCUCCUAUGAUGAUGUCCCCUUGGAAUCAGGUGUCCCCUUUUGCCAAAUCCCCUUGGUCUCAACAAUCUGAUGAUUCCGGCCAGCUUAGCUUGCUUAUCGGAUCGCUUGUCCGAGAAGAAGGCCACAUUUACUCCUUGGCUACCAAGGGGGACUUGUUGUAUACAGGGUCGGAUAGUAAGAAUAUUCGUGUUUGGAAAAAUCUUAAGGAAUUUUCCGGGUUUAAGUCCGCUUCUGGAUUGGUUAAGGCGAUUGUUAUAGCAGGUGGGAAGAUUUUUACGGGUCAUCAAGACGGUAAGAUCCGAGUUUGGAAGGUGUCGCCUAAGAAUCCUAGUAUCCAUAAACGGUCAGGUUCUUUGCCAACAUUGAAGGAUUUGUUUAAGGCGUCUAUUAGGCCAAGCAAUUAUGUUGAGGUGAAGAGGCAUCGUAGUUCGUUAUGGAUCAAGCAUUCCGAUGCUAUAUCGUGUCUUAGCAUGAACGCCGAACAGGGGAUAUUAUACUCGUCUUCUUGGGACAGGACGUUUAAGGUUUGGAGGAUAUCCGACUCCAGGUGCCUGGAGUCGGUAGCUGCCCAUGAGGAUGCGGUGAAUUCGGUUGUCACGAGUUCGGAGGGUAUGGUUUUCACAGGGUCUGCGGAUGGAACAGUGAAGGUAUGGAGGAGAGAAAUGCAGGGGAAGGUUACGAAACAUUUUUUCAUACAGACACUUCUGAAGCAGGAAUGUGCAGUUACUGCCCUCGCCGUAGACCCAACAGGAUCCAUAGUCUACUGUGGUUCAAGCGAUGGGAUGGUCAAUUUCUGGGAAAGGGAGAAGAAUCUUGCACACGGUGGAGUCCUGAGGGGUCACAAGUUGGCUGUUCUGUGCCUGGCUGCUAGAGCUCGGCUCGUGUUUACAGGGUCAGCUGAUAAGACAAUCUGUGUGUGGCGCAGGGAAGGAACAAUUCAUACCUGCCUGUCUGUCUUAACCGGCCACAACGGACCUGUUAAAUGCUUGGCUGUAGAGGAUGACGAGGAGGCUAAAGGUCAACGGUAUAUUGUAUACAGUGGAAGUCUUGACAAGUCUGUGAAGGUAUGGAAUGUGGCAGAUCAGGAGGGAAUGCAUUUGAUGCAGCAGCAGCAGGUGAUGGAGGUUAAUUCUGCAUCUGAAUCAUUGAGGUCUGACUGUAGCUACCAGUGACUGCGCGCAUUCACCUGAUCAUUCAUCACCGCCUGUUAUUUCACCAUGGUGAAGUCAGUCAUUGGAAAGCCUGUCACAUAUCUAGCAGCGUGUCUGACAAUUUGUAAUUUAUUUUUGGAGGUUUGCCUGAGAAAAUGUAUGUAUGAGGUAGAAGGGUAAACGAAAGAAAUUAUGAUUAUGGAGAUAUGGUUUUCGUGUACUUGGAAUUUAUCAUUCUGAUAGAUAAUUGUAAUAUGAUUAUAUUGCUCUAAAUUGUACUGUAUGUCCUUUAAAAAUGUCAAAUGCCUUGUUAGUAAUGUAGUUAUGAUGAUAAUUUUGUUUCACUUUUUUAAAAUUUUUUUUGGGUCUAUAAAGAACCUCAAUGGUAUAAGUUAGAUAAGAUUUGAUAUCACGUUAAGGUAUUAACUCAAGACCUCUAACCAACUAAACUAGUUGUCCGCUAAAUCGGUUGCUCAAAAUAAACUCCAGAAAAUCGAACAUUUACGUACCCAAAUCAUGACUCUUUAGGUAGUAUGAUGAUUGAUAUC